UAGGUGACAUUCUUAUCUUGACCUCAAAAUUACGUAGGAUAUAAAUAAGCGCUCAUAAAUUUUGAGCCAGUAAACUUUGAAUUCUUUAUCUGAGUCCGUAAAAAUGAAGCUAUUGAUAUUAAGCGGUCUUUUUAUCGCCGAGGUAACAAGUCUCCUCGUAGAUUCAAACACUCCAGUCCAUUUGCUGAAAACUACCAACACUGGUCUAAUAAAAGACACCAAACUUGGCCUGUUUGAUAGACGCACAAUUUCAAAAUUUUUGAAUUCCUAUCAAACUCUACCGUCCAAUUCUAUUGAAGAGCCCGCUGAAAUAAGCAAUUACUGUAAUGUGAAGUACAACCGAGUGGGUAAAAUUCUCAGUCAAGUUAAUAGUGAGCUUUCGGAAGAAGAAGAUAGUUUUGGAAUUUGGGAAACUUUAGAAAGCUGGUUAGGUUAUGAACCCACCGAAAGACCAGUCAGACAACACACUCCUACGCCAGAUGUUAUUUACCCAGAAAUUUUAGUUAUAGUUGAUUACGAGAUAUACGCUUCUUUUGACACUCUAAAUGAACUAAUCAGUCGAUUGUAUACUUUUUGGGAGGGCGUGGAUCAACUUUAUGCGCCCUUAACCAAUCCCCAAUUCAAGCUGAGCAUUGCUGGUGUUUUGGUUGCAACAGAUCCAGAUGUAUUUGAAUUUUUAAGAACAUCUUCAAGAUUCUUGUUCUGGUCCAGCGGUAUAGAUUACGAAGACACUAAAUAUAGCAUGGAUUCUUGGUUAUACAGAUACCGAUCCACAUUUUCGCCAGAUGACUACGAUGUUUUCAUAAUAAUAACUCCUUCAAAAGACAGUACGCUGUUUUCAUCAACGAUUGGACUGGCUACACUUGGAGGAGCUUGCAAUAUAGACGAUUGGUCUCAAAAAAUAUCUCGAGGAGGGUUAAUCUACGAAACUCCUAAUUUUAAGGACACUUUGACGGCAGCGCAUGAAUUGGGACACUUAUUCGGUUUGCGUCAUGAUGAGAGUGUUGGAUGUGGAAAUAACAAUAUAAUGGCUGCAAUCAACAAAAGAUACAACACCGAGUGGUCCAGUUGUUCUCAGGAAGAUUUGCGACGGUAUUUAAGUAAUUACGAGCCUACAUGCCUGUACAACAAACCGAAAAGUUUAAAAAUGUAAUAUUUAAUAGAGAAAAUUGUACAUAU
Cotesia glomerata is the source of this 1179-nucleotide messenger RNA. Its product is annotated as venom metalloproteinase 3-like. Bases 104 to 1153 code for a protein of 349 amino acids. The record is from RefSeq and is a predicted model, not a curated record. Gene Ontology annotation, biological process: proteolysis. NCBI's taxonomy places the organism in Eukaryota, Metazoa, Arthropoda, Insecta, Hymenoptera, Braconidae. Gene Ontology annotation, molecular function: metalloendopeptidase activity. The transcript is spliced from 9 exons.